Cyprinodon variegatus (sheepshead minnow) is the source of this 1440-nucleotide messenger RNA. Its product is annotated as ras GTPase-activating protein nGAP-like. The transcript is spliced from 5 exons. The record is from RefSeq and is a predicted model, not a curated record. NCBI's taxonomy places the organism in Eukaryota, Metazoa, Chordata, Actinopteri, Cyprinodontiformes, Cyprinodontidae. The annotation marks the transcript as partial.
UGUGACCCCCCCUGCAGCCACAGCGACGUCCGCAGCCUUCCGUCUCCAGCCGGCGAGCUGCUGGAGGGUUACGGUCGGAGUCAGCGCCCCCUGCUGGCUCAGCAGCUUCCUGCCAGUUUCUCUGAUCAGGACGGCCUGCUGCCGAACGGUCGCAGCGUCUCUCUGGUGGACCUCCAGGACUCUCAGAGCCUUCAUGGUCCAGUGGGGCCCCCGACGCCCCACGAAGCCCCGCCUCGCCUCAGCAGGGUGGGCUCGCAGGCGUCUAUCGGGCACGGCCCCUCCCCUUUGACUUACCCCCACUCCAACCCGGUGACGCCCCAGCCGGCGCCGCACCAGUCCAAAGCCCCGCCCAGAGACGGUCAGCCGCAGAGUGCGCCGCAGGCGAGGCGGCCCCUGCCCCCCUCGGUCAGAGAGCAGCGUCUGCUGCAGGCGCUGUCCUUCCAGAACCCCGUGUACCAGCUGAGCAACCCGGCCCACAGCCUGUCCACCCGCUCCGCCCAGUCGCUGAGGCACGACUCCAGCUCCGAGAACCUGAGCACGGAGAGCUCGCACAACAGCCACAGCAACUCGGACGACUUCGGCAGCCAGGUGGGGGGCAAAGGUCACCUGGCGUCCAACAGCAGUCUGGACGAGGUGGGCAGCAGGCGGAGCACGCAGAGCGAGGACUGCCCCACGCCGCGCCGCCAUCCGCCGCAAGACCUGCCGCUGGCUGCAGCCACGGCGGUGGCCAUCCCCCGCCAGAGCACCACCGCGGGCACCGCCCACAUCAUCAAGGUGGAGCAGCAGAGCAGAGGAGGGGGCGGGGCCAGGACGCCUCGCUCUCAGCCGCAGAGCGCCUCGCUACGGAGCAGCAGCAGCGCCAACACUGAGCCCACACCCUCCACCCGCCAGCCGUCCACAGGCGCCAUGGAGACCGUGGCUCCGCCCUCUAGGGCCGCAGCUAAACAGCCACAGGUGGGAACGCCAGUGGAGGCGGUGGCCAUGUCCCCGGUGGAGAGGACCGCGGCGUGGGUCCUGAACAACGGCCAGUACGAGGAGGAGGAGGCGGGAGGAGAACCCAGCAGAGAGGAGGGCCGGAACACGGAGAAGUACGAGCUGGAGAUCUCCCGCCUGAAGGAGCGGCUGCGGGCGUCCGGGCGGCGGCUGGAGGAGUACGAGCGGCGGCUGCUGGCUCAGGAGCAGCAGAUGCAGAAGCUCCUGAUGGAGUACAAGAACCGGCUGGAGGACAGCGAGGAGCGGCUGAGGAGGCAGCAGGAGGAGAAGGACGGCCAGAUGAAGAGCAUCAUCUGCAGGCUGAUGGCGGUGGAGGAGGAGCUGAAGAGGGACCACGCAGAGAUGCAGGCGGUGAUCGAAGCCAAGCAGAAAAUAAUCGACGCCCAGGUCAGUAACGGAUGUGAAUUAAACCAAUCAGGCAAGUACCUGUAGCCCCGCCCCCUCCAC